Molecule: messenger RNA, 1497 nt
Organism: Carcharodon carcharias (great white shark)
Lineage: Eukaryota; Metazoa; Chordata; Chondrichthyes; Lamniformes; Lamnidae
Product: brain-specific angiogenesis inhibitor 1-associated protein 2-like protein 2
Exons: 14
Coding region: 1-1497 (498 amino acids)
Biological process (GO): positive regulation of actin filament polymerization; actin crosslink formation; actin filament bundle assembly
Cellular component (GO): cytosol; nucleoplasm
Molecular function (GO): protein binding
Source: RefSeq, a predicted model, not a curated record
AUGGCUCUCCCAGCGGAUCAAGUCUAUCGGUCGACACUGAACAGCUACCAGAAUAUUAUGGAACAGUUCAAUCCCGGACUCCAGAAUCUCGUGUUCCUCGGCACCAACUUUGUCAGAGCUUUUAGAAUGUUGGCCACAGCAGCUAACGCCUAUUUCGUUGCGGUUGGGAAAUUCGGCGAACAGGCCUUGGAGACGUCCACGUCACAAACCUUGGGUCAGAUCUUGCUGCAGAUGACAGAUACGCAGAGGCAACUGAGCAAUGACCUGGAAGUAAUUUUUCGGAGAUUCAAUGAUGAUUUGCUACGGGAAAUGGACCGUAAUAUGCAGUUGGACGUAGAGUACUUAACUGAGAGCAAACGGCGAUUUGAAAUGGAACAUAGGAAGCGGACUGAAGCCCUCGGAGGUGCAAAUGCAGAGCUGCAGCGAUUGGAGAGGAUGAGGAGCACACAGACCAGGGACAUGCGGGAGAAGAUCUACAAUCUGGAGGCCAACAUGGAAUCAUUCCUCAAGAGCAGUUACAGACAGGCCCUGGCUGAAGAGAGGCGGCGUUAUCGGUUCUUAGCUGAGAAACACUUUCAUCUUUCAAAUCAGUUCCUCAGCUUCUACAGCAAGGCCCGAGAGGUUCUCCAUAACAAAGUUCCAGGAUGGAGGGAACACACCAAAUCUGUGCCUUCUAGCGACAUCUCCGGCAGAGUGAGUCCACGGCCCGCUUCCAUGGGAAUGGCCCUCCAUAUGCAUUCUACUGGUGUUUUGUACUCCAUCAUCAGCAGCCUGCUUUUCACACCAGAUUGUCGUCCAGUGGACUGCCCGGAAACCUCUAAGAAAGCAAGGAAGUUGAGGAGUGAUCUGAUAGAGGUGUACAAGGCUAUGCCAGGUUUAGGUGGAGUAGAUAAAAAUGACGACAACAUUUCGAGAUGCAGUAAUGUUGCCAGCCCUCAACCAUUGAGACGAUCAAGCUUUGAGGGUCGUCUGUCCAGGUCUGGUUCGCUUGGAGAGAAGAUCAACGCAAUGAACAGUCCCCGUGUCCAGGCCAUAGUCUCGUACACUGCUGGAGGCAAUCAAACCAUGUUAAGUUUCGAGAAAGGGGAAAUCAUCGCAAUAUUGGUGCCAGAGGCAAAGAAUGGCUGGCUUUAUGGAAAGUUGGAAGGAACGCCCAAGGCAUUUCCUUUGCGGAACAGCCGCAGUGCCGAGGAUCUGUUGGAUGUUAAGGAUUACUCGUUGCCGCCUGCGGAUUACAACAGCAGCACAAUCCCUGUGCCGCCUGCACCACCACUGCCUUCCAGCUCCUCCACGAGGAGGCAGAACCCGGCCUCUCCAAUCUCGAGCAGCAGGAGGAACAGUACAGCCAGUCUGGCCGUGUCGGAGAAUGGUCGGAGCAGAAUCUUAAGCAGCACAGAUACCCAGCCAGAGUUGUUUCCACGGGGAACCAAUCCUUUUGCCACUGUGAAGCUCCGGCCUACUGUUACCAAUGACCGAUCAAAACCAUUUGUGAGAUAA